GAAGUCGAAAGAGUAGAUUGGAACAAAAAGGAAACAUUAUGCCGGCGUACCACUCUCAAUUCCAGAACCCACCUCAGGUGUUGGGAAACAUGGCUCUAUUACCACUCAGGACAUCAUUCAAGGGACCUGCUCCCAGGGAUACGAGUGAUUUUGACAUCAUAGAUGAGGCCAUUCACUACUUUAAAGCUAAUAUCUUCUUUAGAAAUUAUGAAAUCAAGAGCGAAGCUGACCGUACCUUAAUUUACAUCACAUUGUUCAUAUCCGAGUGCCUUAAGAAACUCCAAAAGUGUCAGUCGAAAAGUCAAGGACAGAAGGAGAUGUACACAAUUGGUAUCUAUAACUACCCGAUCCCUGGAGAAGCUGGUUUUCCACUCAACGCCAUGUUCUCUAAACCAGCCAGUCGAAAUGAAGAAGAAAACAUGAGAAACUACCUGCAGCAGUUACGACAGGAAACAGGACUCCGCAUUUGUGAAAAGGUUUUUGAAGUUCCAGAUAAACCCAGCAAGUGGUGGAUGUGUUUUGCCAAAAGGAAGUUUUUGGACAAGAGUUUGUCAGCACCUGGACAGUGAUAGCCAUUUUGUUAAAUUUAUUUGACAUUCAUUCAGACAUUGCAGAAUCUACAGGGAGAAUAUAUAUUUUAUCAAUAAUCAAUUCCUUGUUUGGAAUUUUCUGAGUUUCUAAAAUAACUUAUUGGUUACCAAAACCACUGGAUGACUGUUGGAACAUUUGAAUGAAUGACAUUCAUAUAACUUAAAGCAUUCAAGGAAACAUAACCACUUCAUUUUUUUCAUUGAAAUGUUCAGUGCUCAAUCCUUCUAUUCCAGCUAACCUCUGCAAAUUUGAAAUUUUAAUAUGCUUAGUUCUAAAAGUAUUUUUUUAUUUUCUUUUUGAAAGUUCUGUGGAAGAAUAGUGAAUUCCUUUAUAAUUUGAUCUGAUAUUUUUACAUAAUGAUAACAAUACAUGAUGACAAUAACAUUCUGAUAUAUUCACAGUAUGUUUUAUGAAACUAUUAUAGUAUACAUCUGAUUGAAUAAGACUAAAUGUACCUUGUGUGUGUGAGAGAUGUGAACUGAAAUUUAAUGGUAGAGAUAUUUCAUAUCACAAUGUGUAAAACACUUUUUUUUCUAAACUAUCUUGAUUUCUUUUAGUGAUAGACAAUUUACCAGUGUUUGUAGUUGUUGAGGUUUCUGUAGCAUUAUUUGUAAACUACAUUAUGAUUUCUACAGAGAUGUUUUACAUGAUAGAUGUUGGAUCUUAAAUGAGUAAGAUCUAAUGAAACGAGUCUUACUAGUGUUUACUUUUACGAGCUUUUCCAAGCAACGAUUGAAACUGUCAAGUUUCAUAAAAUCUCAUAAUGAAAACGAACUUAAGAUAUCACAUUACUCAGAAAAGUUUAAUUUUAACAAGCUUCAUGUCAAAAUAAGGAGGAAGAAAUCAAGCCAAGGCAGCCAUUUUUUGCACCAUUUUCAAUGCAUGACAUAACGUCAUUUUCCAUCAAAUAGGAAUCACAAUCGAUUUCUGACUGGCACAACCAAUUAAAGCACUUCUUGGUAUACUACGCUAGUGGCAAGCGCAAAAAUAUUACAUGGCUGAGUUUGCUGGAUAUCAGGUGCAUUAUGUAAAAAAAAAAAUCAUUUGUCUGUAUGUAGUUAAAAUUGUUUUGUGUCACAUUUAAUAUGUUUUGAAGUUUCUAGAAAAACAUUUUAUUAAUCGCUGCAUUUCAAAACUCAAUACAUCUUGUAUGUACAUGCUAAGAUAUAAUAAUGCAUUGUAACAUCUGUUCAACGAGCGAGUACUCAAAAAAAACAUUAAGUAACACCAGUUGGAACUUCAGGGCCUCCAUAUAAUAUAUAGUAAGUUUUCAUUUGUGCAGGUGAACAUUCUUUUUCCUAAUAUCAAUAUGUUACAACUAGUUACGUAGUUUUCCUGAAUGAAAAGCCGAAUCUCUGUAUCUGGAUCUGAAUGAACUUUGGGGUAGUGAAACUGUCUAGAGAAAGCAUGUUGACUUAUCUGUACUUGGUUGAACUUAUCCAUAAUGACUUUCAACCUUUUGGUAAGUUAAAAUCAUGUUUGUUUCCAUACCGAGAGGCUGAGUUACUGAGCAUUUCACAUAUAUACAUACCGGUAUAUAUAUAUAUAUAUAUUAAGUGUACAUUCUUCAGUCUAUUAAAAUUUAAUUAUCAAUGCUUUUUAUAAGUUGAAAAGAUGUAUUAUUAAAUAUGAUCUAAAUA
Messenger RNA from Ylistrum balloti, 2231 nucleotides. RefSeq names its product actin-related protein 2/3 complex subunit 3-like. The record is from RefSeq and is a predicted model, not a curated record. Gene Ontology annotation, molecular function: actin filament binding. Gene Ontology annotation, cellular component: cytoskeleton; Arp2/3 protein complex. Bases 39 to 569 code for a protein of 176 amino acids. NCBI's taxonomy places the organism in Eukaryota, Metazoa, Mollusca, Bivalvia, Pectinida, Pectinidae. Gene Ontology annotation, biological process: Arp2/3 complex-mediated actin nucleation; regulation of actin filament polymerization. The transcript is spliced from 7 exons.